Bombyx mori (domestic silkworm) is the source of this 3039-nucleotide messenger RNA. It is a transcript of the gene Etf-QO, whose product is annotated as electron transfer flavoprotein-ubiquinone oxidoreductase, mitochondrial. The coding region runs from base 121 to 1941 and encodes 606 amino acids. Gene Ontology annotation, biological process: electron transport chain. Gene Ontology annotation, cellular component: mitochondrial inner membrane. The transcript is spliced from 15 exons. The record is from RefSeq and is a predicted model, not a curated record. NCBI's taxonomy places the organism in Eukaryota, Metazoa, Arthropoda, Insecta, Lepidoptera, Bombycidae. Gene Ontology annotation, molecular function: iron-sulfur cluster binding; electron-transferring-flavoprotein dehydrogenase activity.
CGUCAAUUUAAUUUAUUUACACGAUAACCAGGAGAUUGUUGGACUUUGGACUGUUUGAGUUUCGACCGAUAGCGAUGAUUCCAUGAAUCAUCGUGAAUCGGAACGGCAGUUGUUUUAAAAAUGGCGGUGGCUAUUGUUAGUUCGGCUCGACAGGUGGGGAGGCUAACAAACGCAGCCAGGAGGCUUUAUUCUGAUGUAUAUCCUAAAAUAUCAACCCAUUAUACAAUACAUCCAAGAGAUAAGGAUCCAAGAUGGAAAGAGAUAAAUAUGGAACGCGUAGCGGAGGAGACGGACAUCCUCAUUAUCGGUGGGGGCCCAGCGGGUAUGGCAGCUGCAAUCCGAGCAAGACAAAUAGCAGCUGAAAAGGGGGCAGAAGUAAGAGUGACUUUACUGGAAAAGGCAGCAGAGACUGGAGGGCAUAUAUUGUCAGGAGCCUGUGUUGAUCCAAUAGCUUUGAAUGAGUUAAUCCCAGACUGGAAAGAGCGAGGAGCUCCUAUGAAUACUCCAGUUACAUCGGACAAGUUUGGUCUGUUGACGAAGAGUAGCAGAAUACCUAUACCUGUAUUUCCUGGUUUACCGAAUUACAAUCAUGGUAACUACGUUGUGAGACUGGGACAUCUAGUUAAAUGGCUUGGUGAGCAAGCUGAAGAACUCGGUGCUGAGGUGUGGCCGGGAUGCGCUGGAGCCGAGGUGCUGUACCGCGAGGACGGGUCGGUGCGCGGGGUGGCCACGGGUGACGUCGGCAUCGCCAAGGACGGGAGCCCUAAGGACGCCUUCGAGCGCGGCAUGGAGUUCCACUCCAAAAUAACCAUCUUCACCGAAGGGUGUCAUGGACAUUUAACGAAAAUGGUCUCGAACAAGUUCAAUCUCAGGGAGAAGAGCGAGCCACAGUCUUAUGGUAUUGGAUUGAAAGAGCUUUGGGAAGUUAAGCCAGAGAACCACAAACCAGGUUUAGUUGAACACACAAUAGGUUGGCCAUUAGAUAAGAACACAUACGGGGGAUCGUUCAUAUACCACUUAAAUGUGGCAGAGGGCGAAUCACCCCUAGUGGCCGUCGGCUUCGUGGUGGGGCUGGACUACACCAACCCUUACAUUAGUCCCUUCAGAGAAUUCCAGAGAUUCAAGUUGCAUCCUUAUGUUAAUCCUGUGUUCGAAGGCGGGUCCCGCAUCGCGUACGGCGCGCGGGCGCUGGUGGAGGGCGGCUGGCAGUGCCUGCCCCGGCCGGUGUUCCCGGGGGGCGUGCUGGCCGGGGACACGGCGGGCUUCCUCAACGUGCCCCGGAUCAAGGGCACGCACAACGCCAUGAAGAGUGGCAUGCUAGCCGCCGAGUCCGCCAUGGAGCUGGUGCUGUCCGGGGACGCGACACACGAUCGCGGAGUCGUUCCGGAGUCUUACGAAGAGAAACUAAAAAAUUCAUUCGUCUACAAAGAACUCAAGGAGGUUCGCAACUGUCGGCCAUCGUUCCACACGAAGCUGGGCCUGUACGGAGGCGUCGCGUACUCCGCCUUCAGCACGCUCGUGCGCGGGAAGGAACCCUGGACCCUCAGCCACGGAGGUGCAGAUCACUCACGCCUGCGGCCGGCGCAGGAGUGCCAACCCAUCGAGUACCCCAAGCCGGACGGGGUGGUUACCUUCGAUCUGCUGUCCUCUGUUGCGCUCACAGGCACAAAUCACGAAGCGGACCAGCCUCCGCAUCUGACGUUAAAAGACGAUACGGUGCCGGUUAAGACCAAUCUAGGAGUAUACGAUGGACCCGAAGCCAGGUUUUGUCCUGCAGGUGUAUACGAGUUCGUACCGUUGGAGGAGGGUGAUGGUCAGAGGUUGCAGAUCAAUGCUCAGAACUGCAUCCACUGUAAAACGUGCGACAUUAAAGACCCGUCGCAGAACAUCAACUGGGUUGUGCCCGAGGGCGGCGGCGGACCUGCCUACAACGGAAUGUAAAUUGAUACCAAAUAUUCAUUAAACCCGUAGGAAUCAAGCAAGAACAACACAAUGAUUCUUUUUAGAAAAUAUUCAAUCAAACAGUCAGCAAUUUUGAAAUUUUAAUUUUAAUUAAAUAGUUUACAAUUAAAAAGACACGUGCUCCUCGAAAACUCAUCAAAAAUCUUCAACAGCGAAGAGCAUGACUGCGGUUCGCUGACCAUGCAAACGAUCUGAUUGAAAAAGCCUCAUUUUAAUUUUCAACCUAACAACUGUCACUGUCAAGUUGACACUGACAAAUGUACGUCAAAAUGUCACUGCGGUUUGUAUGAGAUAUUGUAUAGCUAUUAUAUUUUAUAUUUAGUUUAUUUUUUCGACUGUUUUAUCUAUCGUGAAAUUUUGUUAAUCAUUUUAUAAUAUUAAUUGCGCAGCUUUUACCAUGUAUGCGUAAAGUCGUUGAUAGGCCAGUGGAGUAAUUGACUUAGGUUUAUUAAUGAAAACCGUUUAAAAAGUUUUUAAAAAUGAAGUGACCGCCACACUAAGUCGCACAAUAUGGCGAUUCUUGUUAUUAUCUGUGAAGUAAUUAAAUCAUGUUCUGAUAUCUUCUAACGUGAUUUGGAGUCAACUGGCUUCACUAGAGUAAGAUUAGAAAAGUUCCCAAUGGUGUUAACAAAAAUGAAAAAAUAAAGAAAAAUUACAUUUCUCUGAGGAAACUAUUGAAAUUAUUUUUGAAAACUUUUGAUCUAAUAUACUUAAGAUAAACUAUUGCAUAUAUUGUUUUUUAUAUACAAAAUAAUUAAAAUUAAAGGCACGCAUAAGAGAUAUGGUACAAGAGGUAGAAAAUGAACACACAAAAUUAUUAACUGUUCCUAGUGUUUGAAUUAAGUGAAAUCAUUCAUUCAUCUGAACGUUUACAAAGAUUGUAUGUGUAUUGGGAAAAUAUAAAAAAAAGUUAUGAUUAUUUUUAUAUAUUUAUAACAAAAAGACAACGGAAUCUUUCUCAAACGGUGCUUAUAAUAAUGUUUGUAUGAGGAAAUAAAUGUUUUUGAUUGAAGUACAAUCAUAGAGAUAAGUGUUAAUUAUAUUAUAAAAAGAAAUAGAUAAAUUAUUUUAGAUAAA